CAACUCGUGAAACUCAGGGCCGGCCAUGAGGGUGUGCUGGCCCGCCCUCCGGCACAGGGCCUCAGAAUAUUAGGGGCCUCUACUUAGAUUCGUUAGUUACCGAUCGUAUAUUGUAGGUUGUAUUUUAGUGUAUGAUUGAUUGAUUAUGAGUAUGAUGAUGUGUUUAAUAGAUAAUUUUAGCUAUAAUAACAAUUGAAAAGGAUCUCAUGGAGAAUACGAAAAUCUAAAAAAUAAUAGAUAAUUUUAAUUUAAAUAAUAUAGAAAGAUAUUACAUUUUUUUUAUGAAUAAAAGUUAAAGAUAUUACAUUUUGAAUAAUGUUAUUAUAAUCAUUUUAGUUUUAUUAUAGUUAAAGGUUGAUUUGGACCACGUCUAGAUUUUGAAAUAGGGCCUCCACGAUCUAGUAGACAACCCUGCACCCACCUCUCGAUCAAUUUAGACUAUUUUCAUUUCUCAAUUCAAUUUUUGCGUUAUAUCCAUUUUCUCUUCCUUCCAGAUUUACUUUCCUCCCUACUAGGGCUGGGAAUUCGGUCUUGGUUUCUUGGUCAAACUGGAAACGAGAUCGUUUAUUCCUGAUGUAAUCUUUUUCUGAACUUAAGUAUUUUUUUACAAUUAUUUACUAAUUUUUAAUUUUGAUAAAUUUAUGGGGAAAAAAUUAGGGCCACAAUUUAAAUUUUCGAACAGGGCCUCCAAAUAUCAUGGGACGGCCCUGGUGAAACUUCAAAUCACCUGCUUAACCGACUCGAUAUCUUAAACCGAUUUUACAACCAAGUCUUCCACCCAAAUGCAACUACUUCUACGUAGUUGCCGUACAAGGAGUUUGUAUGACAAGCAAGAAAGUCCCCAAAAAUCACGCAGAAUCCCAUAACAGAGUUAACAAGUAACUCAUGCCAAACCCGACGCCUUCCCCCAACUCUCUUCAUGCAUCUCGUAUGCCGUUUGAAGCUUUUAACCUCUCCUCUCUUAUUAACUGAUCCUCUGCUGCAAAUUCCCACACCGCCGUCAAUGGAGCUUUCCAAGAUGCUACCAACCAGCAGACUCCCGCCGUCGUCGUUCCUCCUCGCUGUCACAGCAACCACCUUCUUCCUCCUCUUCAUGGCAGCCGAGGCCAGGUGGCCGAUCCUCUACAGGGUCGGCGGCGGGAGGUCCACCUGGGAACCCAACGCCAACCUCACUCUCUGGGCGUCUCAGAAAGAAAUAUACGUUGGCGAUUGGCUCUAUUUCGGGUUCAACAAGACUCUGUACGACGUCCUGGAGGUGAACAGGACUGGAUACGACCGUUGCAGCGGGGAAGGGUUCAUCACCAACAUAACGAGAGGUGGGAGGGACGUGUUCAACCUGACGCAGGCGAGGCCUUACUACUUCAUCUGCAGCAGGGGAAGCUACUGUGCGAUGCAGGGGAUGAAGAUGGAGGUGAAUGUGACUACCGAGCCCCCUCCGCCGCAGCAGCCUCGCCCGGUUGAGAGCAGCAGCGGAUCUCCUCUUUUUCCUCGGUGUGGAUUUACCUCUGCUGUCCUGUUUUUGGUUCUUGGUGUUCUGUCGAGUAGUGGUGCUCUGUUUGCUGGGAUGUGAUUAUGUGAAGCAUUUGUAGUUCAAACGAUGUUCUUCAGCUAGUGAUUGAAAUCAGAAUUUUGGUUUUUUUGCUGCUCAAAGUAGUGGAAUCGCAAUGUGAAUCCUCGAAGGAGAUAAUGAUACUACGAAACCAAGAAGCAGAGCCACCAGGAACUCCAAACUAAUGAUCAUUUCGGAAAGUGAUCACAGUUCGUAGCAGCAGCUAGAGACGACGAAGGGCUUACAAGUCGUCAUAGACCAUCACGAUAAUAAGAAGUUAGAAGAAGAGCCACCAAGAACUUCGAGCUAAUGAUCAUCCUUAACAAUGAAUGAAAUGGUAAGCA
This is a messenger RNA of Linum trigynum, 1893 nucleotides long. NCBI's taxonomy places the organism in Eukaryota, Viridiplantae, Streptophyta, Magnoliopsida, Malpighiales, Linaceae. The record is from the annotation of a GenBank genome assembly.